Molecule: messenger RNA, 15842 nt
Organism: Columba livia (rock pigeon)
Lineage: Eukaryota; Metazoa; Chordata; Aves; Columbiformes; Columbidae
Gene: CCDC102B
Product: coiled-coil domain containing 102B
Exons: 7
Coding region: 204-1394 (396 amino acids)
Source: RefSeq, a predicted model, not a curated record
AAGUUACUGUGGAGUGGCCUUAAUGCUGUAAAUAACCCUGUUGGCCAAGUCCCAGAGAAGUGCAGAUGAGAAAAGGAUGCAGGAAAUUCUGUUGUUUAUACAUGUGUCUGUAGCAUUGAGAAGCAAGAGGAGCUCAGCAAGCCCAGAGGGAGUGAAGUUAGUUUGUGAAUCAAAACCCAAAUUUAAACUCUGUUCAGAAACUAAUGGAAGAGAUGCAGGUUUUGGGGACCCAAACAAGACAACCUAAUAAAUUAGCUGGGGAUCGCUUACCAGUUGUCCAUCUGUGUAAUUCAAAUCUGCCAUCUCAAAGUUUCUACCCAUGUUCAUCUCAUUACCCAUAUAUGUAUAAAAAUUACAGCAGUGACUGGGAAAUUUUUGAAGCAGUAAGAAUUCAGGAGCUGGAAGAAGUCAAAGCCAGAGCUGCCCAAAUGGAGAAGACCAUGCGUUGGUGGUCAGAUUGUACCGCCAACUGGAGGGAAAAAUGGAGCAAAGUUAGAGCAGAAAGAAAUAAAGCCCGAGAGGAAGCACAACAACUGAGAAUCAAAUUAGACAGUGUUGCAAAAGAACUGAGUAUGCUUAAAAAAAUAAAUCAAGAUUUAGUAAGUGAGAAGGAAAAUGUAGAAAAGGUAUCUACUUGGAAAACAGAAUUCAGUUGCCCAGAAUUAUCUCAUAUUAAAAAAGACCUAAACCAGUUAACAUUUCUGGAACAAGAACCUCUGGAAGUACUGAGCAAAACCAACAGGAUUCCUGGAGCAGAAUACACAAAGAAGGAUGUAGAGUUAAUCAAAGAUGAAGGCAAUCACAGUAAAAAAAUCACUCCAAAGCCUCCUGAUUCCUUUUUCAAUGGAAUUCCCAGCAUCUCUUUGGAGGAACCUGAAAAAAGUUUGGAUAAUUCAGCUAAGACAAUAGAGAAUGAUUUAAUAUAUGUCUUGCGCUUGCAUUUGGCAAAGAUGCAGAAAAUCUUACAGAAGGAAAGAGAAAUGAAUGUUUUUCUGGAAAGAGAAAUGGAAAAGACAGAAAAUGAAUUAUUUCUUUGGAAAUGGAAAUAUGAAGAACUGAGACAAACCAAGCUGGAAAGCCUGAAACAGCUGCAGGAAGAAGCGAACAGGCUGGGCAGGCCCAGGGAAGACAAAGGGGAGACUGAGAGGACCUUCCCAGGGUCUCCAGAGUUGGAAAGACUGCAGUUUGAGAAUACCUCUGAAUGGGGAAAGAGAGAGAGACUUGAAGCAGAAAAGCAAAAUUUGGAAGAAGAGAACAGAAGAAUGAAGUUGCAGAAAUAUCAAUCAAGAAACCUAGCAAGAAACCUUAGAUACCAAAAUGAAUACUGGUUUGUUCAGUUUCUAAUUGAGACAUUUGGGGUGAUUGCUGUAAUGUACUGUCUUCAGCUUGUGUAACUGCCCUGGUUUUGGCUGCGAUAGAGUUAAUUUUCUUCCUAGUAACGGGUAUGGUGCUGUGAUUUGGAUUCAGAGUAAGAAUAAUGUUUGAUAAUGUACCGAUGUUUUAGUUGUUACUAAGCUGUCAAGGACUUUUCAGCUUCUUAUAGUGGCCAGCCAAUGAGAAGGUGGGGAGUACACAAAAAACCGGGAGGGUACACAGCCCAGACAACUGAUUAAACUGGCCAAAGAGAUAUUCCAUACCGUAUGAUGUGAUGCUCAGUAUAUAAACUUGGGGGAAGCUGAAUAAUGUACUGUAUUUUACACUAUUGUAUACCCUGCAUGAGCAAGGUUGUAGACACCUUUAUGAAAGCUGUGUAGAAAGUAUUUUUCUGUCAUUGUAGUCUUUGCAAGAGGUCUUUGUAACUGAGCAGGUGAUUAUUCCAGAGAAACUGCUUUUUUUUUUGCCAAUGUUGUAUAGAUAUUUUGUGGCUAUAAGUAUCUGGAAUUGAAAAUUCCUCGUAUGUUGUACUACUUUAAUUUUGGUAUCACUGUCAAAAUCAGUGUGUUGAUCUCUACCUCAAUACAUCAGGGAGAUAUCUGUUCGCUAAGGAAAGGUGAGUCAGGAGCUGAGCACAAUACCGUAAACCAGGAAGGCUACAGACUUUUCCUAGUCCCACAGUCCCUGAAGAAGAAAAGCAGAGUAGGUCUGGUGGAGGCUUUCUGGAAGACCUUUCUUAAGGUCCUUUCUAAGAGGGGAACAGAGGCAUGCCCUCAAGUAUACUAUCUCUAAAUGACCCCUGAGCCCAGGCAACCAAAUCUCAGGAAGCAGAGAAAGUAGGAUACCCUUAGAGCCCUGACGUUCCUCACUUAGUACCAAAUGACAAUAUGAGCAUUAAGCAUGGCUAAGAGGCUACAAAGCACUAAAACAAGGAGAGGUUCAACCUGGUCUAGUCUAAUUCACCAAAAUAUUAAGUUACUUUUGUCUUCAGAAUGAUUAAGCAUGGUCUGUUUUUUAGAAUUAUUUUGUGAUCGUUGGUUUUCUGAUAAAUUCAUUGAUUAUCAACUUUUAUGUACUGUUGAAGGUCAAUACUGGUGAUUGCUGACCUUCAAAUGGAAACGAUUGUAAUGGGCUCCUGUAUAGCUGAGUGGAAAUACCUUUUAUCAAGUGUAAUGGCCUAGAACUGAUUAAGUUUAAAUUGGUUACUCUACAUUCACACUCUUAUGGUUUUAUGAUGACUAGAUGUAAAGGUAUCUGCAGUUCUCAAUUGUCUCAGACAUUUACAUUUCAUCACAUGACAUACAGAGCCACACACCAUGAUUGAAGAAGCCAUUUUUUCGUGAGAGGUUGCAUUUCCAGAUAACUAAGUGGAAGUCAAUGCUUUUGGCAGUUCUGCAUCCCUGGCUUCAGUGGUAUAAGAUGGAUCAAUUUACAUGAAGAAUAUUGUUGAUAAAAUCUGAAAGGUCGUGGUACUCACACAUACAUAAUAGCCUGCCUUCUGAAAAAUCAAUCUGUAUGCAGGCAUCAGGUGAAGAAAACUAUUGACGCUUCUGUUUGUUUCAGAAACUGAUGAUUGUGUUGAGACUAAACUUUUUAUUUUUUCCCCUUGGCCUUAUUGAGAUUUCUUAAAUCUAAUAAAUUAGGUUUCUUGUUUUUACGUACAAGAAUAGUCUUUAUGAUUUAGAAAAUAUCAACUCCAUAAAUCCAAAGUUUUGAGGAAAAUAUGCUAUGAAGAGAAAGAACCUAAGAAUCCUAUAAUUAAAUAACCUAAGAAAUAGGAAAUCUGAGCUAUUAUCUAGUCUGGGGUAGAUCCUCUUAAGACUAUUUCGUUGCUGCUUUCCACAUGUAAUAGAUCAACACAGGUGCGAUUGAGGUGUUCAGUUCUUAUUCAGCCUGAAGAGUCUAACAGUCAAGCUACUCUGAAGAUCAUGUGUAUGUUAUUUUUCUUCAUCUUUCAUUGUAUAGCUUUUCACAUGAAAGACUUAUGAACAAUAUCCCACUCAAGUCCUUUGGCUUAUCUGAACAUAAACUGGCAAAUUUUUGUCUUUCAUUCUCAUUGUUUCAAAGGCUGUUGGUGCUUAAUUGCCACACUGCCAAGCCUCUUAAAUAAAUAGUUUUAAUCCUACAGAUUUGAAAACAGCAUUAACCUGAAACAUAAUAAAUAAUUUGUGAAAAGGAGCAGCUAGUGUUUGGAAUAAAGGAGUUCGAUUUCCAUUCUCUGUGCUUACUUCAUUCAGCUGGACUCUCUUUUUCCUCCUUUGAACUCUUCAGAAAAUAACUGUUUAGAUUAAUGAUGGUCAUUGCAUUCCAACUUAAAGAUCCUUUUUUUGCUUUUAAAGAUAUACCUUAAAGUUUUGGCAGGAAAACUAGAUUGAAAUAUAAAUUCAUUUGUAGUGGUGAUGGCAGACUUGACUUCCACAUUUUGAUUUUGUUUUUUGUAAAAGAAGAUAAAGUAAUGGUUAAGUUUGAAAACUGGACUUUUAAGGUCAAUAGCUGGACUGCCUGAAGUGUUACUGGCAGAACAGAGGCAGUUGUAUCAUUUUUUUAGCAAUACUUGGGAGAUAAGCUUAGCGUUAUAGUUCAAUUCAUGCAGUCCUUUUUGAUAUUUUAUACUGCAUGAAAAGACUUCAGUGCUUUAUUUCAGUUCUGUUCUGAUGUUGGUGUAUAUAAGUGGAACACUUUUAAAUUUGUUUAUCACAGCAAGAUUUAAUUAGUAGAUUAUUUUUCCAUCUCAUUGAGAUUUUGCAAGCUUGCCUAACUGUCCUGUCUUAGUUGUACUAGUUAUUAGUUAUCUUGGUGUACGAUAGAAUAUGCUGCCAAGGUACCCCAACUUUCAUACUUUAUCUUAAAAUGGCUUCAAAACUUGUAUCAUAUCAACAUACCUAAAUUCACUAUAAUGGCCUCUGAGUGCAGUUACUAAAAUAAAAAAAAAAAAAAAGAAAAAGAAAAAAAAAAGAGGAAAAUAACUUAGUCGGUUAUCCUAACAGCUUCUUCAAGGUGAAGGAAACAGGAAGGUCUUUGCUAACUGGAUCUUAGACUAUCAGCCUUUGUGUGAUAGGGACUGUGCCUCCUCUUUUUAUUUGGAAGAUUUAUGCAUUUGAAAAAUCAGUGUGGUUUUAUAUGAAUGCAAAUAAUUACAGCGUUAUUACAGUCAGCUCUGAUAGAUGAUGACUUGAUCAUAUCAGGUCUUUGAAUAAGGUCUAUCCCACUGGACUUCUAUGGUAGCUGCUGCCUCUGUGCAUCACUAGAAUUGAGUGCUGAACCGUGUUCCAAAAAGUCUGUACAAAUAGAAUUAUUGUUCCCACAGCACACUACUAAAAAAUUACAGUGUUCUGUAGCAAAGGACACAAGAGUAAACAUAUUAUUUAGCACUGUACAGAGCAUAAAAGCAACCUGGACACUUCGUUUUUGAUGGUGAGAUCAUCAGUAGUUCCAUAAUUCCCCUUAUUUGAAAUAUUUAUUAUUUUACGAGUUUUGUGGAUGCUCUGAAACUCUGCUGGAAUUCUCAAUAUUACUCUUUUGUUGAUACACCUCUAGGAUUAGGCUGUAAGAAGGCUGUAUUAUAUAUUUUUCAUAUGCCUCAACAUUUAUGCUGUCUUCAUUUCUCCGAGUUUGUGUGUCAGUAAUAAUCACACUUGUAAAUACAAGUCUUAACAUUGCAUGCUUUAAAUGGCAAGAUGUAGAUAUGUAUAAGUCUCUAUACAUACUGUGUAUUUCUGUUUAUCUGUAUUUUUAUAUAAAACUACGUGGCAUGUAUUAUCACUUUCCUUUAAACUGUAAUUCAUAAGUAUCUCUCUCUUUCCUGGAAGGGAGGUAGUACAGUUUAACAUUUUAAAUAUUGUUGAUAUGGAAAGAAUUUCUCAUUUUCAUUACCCACACGACUGCAGUGAAUCACAGAAUCACAGGAUGAUUAGGGUUGGAAGUGACCUCUGGAGAUCAUCUAGUCCAACCCCCCUGCUAAAGCAGGUACACCCAGAGCAGAUUGCAGAGGAAUCUGUCCAGGCAGGUUUAAAAUGUCUCCAGAGGAGGAGACUCCACAACCUCUCUGGACAGCCUGUUCCAGUGCUCUGGCACCCUCAAAGUAAAGAAGUUUCUCCUCAUAUUCAUCAGCAAACUUGACGAGGGUGCACUCAGUCUCUUCAUCCAGGUCACUGAUGAGCAGGUUGAAAGGGACUGGAACUAAUACUGACCCCUGGGGGAACCCAACUAACUACAGGUCUCCAAACAGACACUACCUUUGAUCACAACCCCUUGAGCUCUGCCAUCCAGCCGGUUCAUGAUCCAUCUCACUGUGCAUUCAUCUAGCCCACACUUCCUGAACUUGCCUAUGAGGAGGCUGUGAGAGAUGGUGCCUUGCUGAAGUUGAGGUAGACAAUAUCGGCUCCUCUUCCCUUGUCUACCCAGCCAGUCAUACCAUCAUAGAAGCCUAUCAGGUUAGUCAAACAUGAUUUCCCUCUGGUGAACCCAUGCUGACUACUCCUGAUGACCUUCUUUUCCUCCACACACUUGGAGAUGACAUCCAGAAUAAGUUGUUCCAUCACUUUUCCAGGGAUGAAGGUGAGGCCAACUGGACUGCAGUUUCCUGGGUUGUCCUUCUUACCCUGUUUGAAGACUGGAGUGACACUGGCUUUCUUCCAGUCCUCAGGCACCUCUCCUGUUCUCCAAGACCUUUCAAAGAUGAUGGACAGCAGUUUAGCAAUAUCUGCCAACUCUCUCAGCCCUCAUGUGUGCAUCCCAUUGGGGCCCACAUAUUUGUGGACAUCCAGUUUGUCUAAAUUAUCUCUAACCUGAUCCUGCUCAACCAAGGGAAAGUCUUUCUUUUACCAGACUUUUCUACCUCUAGGUUCUAGGAUACCUGGGGAUCAGUCUUAGCAGUAAAUACAGAAGCAAAGAAGGCAUUCAGUAACUCUGCCUUCUCUGUAUCAUCCACACCAGGGCACCCUUCUCAUUCAGCAGUGGACCUACAUAUUCUCUAGCAUUCUUUUUGCUGCUGAUGUACUUGAAGAAGCCCUAGUUGUCCUUUACAUCCAUGGCCAGAUUUGCUUCCAAGUGAACCUCGGCCUUCCUCACCACAUUCUUGCAUAGACUAACAGCCUCCUUAUAUUCCUCCCAAGUGGUCUGUCCCUUUUUCCACAUUUCGUGAAAAUUCUUCUUCCACCUGAGUUUUGUCUGGAGUUCCUUACUCAUCCAUGCUGGCCUCUUACAUCCUUUACUUGGUUUCUUCCUCAUAGGAAUGCAUUGGUCCUGGGCUUGGAGGAAAUGAUGUCUGAAUAUUAGCCAGGUCGCUUGGACCCUACUACCUUCUAGAGCCCUAUGCCAUUGGAUUCUUCCAAGCAGGACCUUGAAGAGGUCAAAGUUUGCCUUGCUGAAGUCCAUGGUUUUAGUCCUACUUAUUGUGCUGCUUCAUCCACACAGGAUCCUGUACUCCACCAUUUCAUGGUUACUUCAGCCAAGGCUGCCCCCAACCAUGACAUCUCCAACCAGUUCUUCUUGGUUUGUUAGGAUAAGGUCCAGCAGCAUGCCUCUCCUCGUUGGCUCCUCCACCAUCUGUGUCAAAAAGUUGUCAUCAACAAUCUGUAGGAGCCUCCUGGAUUGUGUGUGCUUAGCUGUGUUGCCCAUCCAGCAGAUGUCAGGGUGAUUGAAAUCUCACAUGAGAACCAGAAAAGGAAAGUAAAGGAAAGGAAAGGCAGACUGGAGUUAAAAAAUAAUAAAUGUGUGCUCUUGAAGAUUACUCUGACAAAUGACAUGGCUUCUGUUUUGCUUGAAAGCAUAUCUCAAAAUUCCUAAACGGAAGGUAUAAAGUCACUAAAUAGCUUUCGUGAUAAUGAGUGAGACAUGGAAAGUACAAAUCUUUAGAAUUUUUUUUAACCUAAAGCAUUUGAUAUGAGUGACAGAGAAAGCAAUUGAUAGAAUAUAGCCCUGUUGCAUAAAGUAGUACAUAUAGUUUGUUUUGAUAAAAAUAUAUAUAUUUGAAUAUAAAAAAUCCUGUUUUGUAGUCAUGGAGAAUUGUAGAAAAAGCCUGAAGCAUCCAAUUCAUGGCAUGUUCCAAAACUCCGGUAUGCUGAUGUGAAUUUACUUUGCUACAGCUUCAAGCAGUAAAUCAGCAUAAUAUUAGAAUCAUUCAUCAAAAAUCCUUGACAGAUGUUGUUUAUGAACUUUGAAUAGUUCAAUCUCCUACCUGGUGCAUAGUUCUUCUAGCACAAAACUUAUUAUAAAUUCUGGUAUUGAGUAUCUGCAAUAAAAUGAGUGCUCUGUGUAUAGACUAGUAAACUGUGGUUUUGGACUAGUGUGAGUAGGCUGAUAAAGUCCAGAUUGGAUGUGCAUGUAGGUUGGAGUAUUUAAUAUCCGUCUUUGAAGUGUGGAAAAAAUUAUCAGACUUUGUAUUUUUCUUAUUCUUAAACAGUGCUGCCAGACUAAGGAAUUUCUCUUGCACUAGGGUGUUUGUUCAGUUUGCUAUGGAGAAAUAUGAUUUGUGUUUUAUAAAAUCAGCUAAAUUGAUAUUUAGAAAUGCCACCUAUGACAUGGUGACAUUUUUUAAUAUUUCUCAAAGUAAAUAUAAGCUUUCACUCUUUUUUUUCUUUUUCUUUUUUUUUAAAUUGCGUGGUCAUAUAGUCUGUUUCUUAUUUGGAGGCUUUAUUAUUUAAAUGAUUUAUUAAAAAAUAAUUGGAUUUGCAAGCAGAUUUACCUUUUUAGAAACAUCUUAUGCAACAGUUGCCUUUACAUUAUCUUUCAUUAUGCCAGAUAAUAAUGAGUAAUAUGAAGUAAUUAAAUAUAAAUAUGCUGUAAACAGUCUCCAGAGAAGGAGAUAAGAUUUGUCAGUAUUAGUUUCUUGAUGCUUUGUGUUAAGGUCAUCAGCAUCUGUGUGCUAUGAUUAUACUUCAUUUCAGAUAAAAGAUUUGUCUGUAUUCCCUACUUAAAAAAUAAGAAACAUAAUUGAACUUAUUCUCUUUCUAAAAUAAAGGUGAACUUUCAGCAUGCCCACUGAACAAGGAUUUGGUAACACCAUAGUUGUUGCUAGUGCUUUGGUUUUAAUGUACUCUAGAGAAUACAGAAAAUGGAGACUACUAGGUUUUUAUAAAUGUAGUUAUUACCUAGCCACUGUGCUUUCUCAAGAAAUAUAGAAUCCAGAGUAGUCUGCUGUCUUACAUGAUCUGAAAUAGCUACAAAUUGUUGAUGCUGAGUGUCAAACUGAAGGCUAUCCAGUGUCCUGCAUAUCUUUAAAAAUCCCAUUUACACAAACAAAAUACACUUUUAUUAUUAAUUCAAUUUUUCUAAAAUUUCAAUUUUUUUACAUCUAUUAAGGUCUUCACUGAAUCAGCACAUUCACAUUUUGGGGCCAGUAGUUACUGUAACAUUGUGUCAAUAACUUUAUCCAGACUUUAAACACAUUUAUAUAUUUUUGCCUGUCAAGAUCACUGAUUUCCACUAUUUAUACAUAAGGUAGAAAGCAUGUCAUUAACAUGGUAGGAAAUAGUUGAGCAAAACUUGAAUCGUUGAUCAAAGAAUUCCCAUUGAGAAGGGGAAAUAUUGACCCUUAUCAUGGGCAAAGAGGAAUUUUUGGUAUGAGAAAUAUGUAUUUGAAGUGAUAGAAAAGUAUAUAUACCAACUAGAAACUUUCAUGAAGUGGUACUAUCUUUCUCCACAUAGCCUUCAGAAAUCAAGAAUGCCAUAAGACUUCCACCUUUAAACUAUUAUACUUUUACUAUGUAUUGCAUUUUCAUACCCUUUUACCCUAUCCUGCUGCCAAACUUAACAUAAUUCCCUUGAUGACACCAGCUGAAGUUGGCAGGAAAAUUAUGAUGCUUUAGAAUAGUCCUCAGGUAAAUUGCUCAAGAGAGCUGCCAAAAGUGCCUCACUGGUUUCUUAGCAUAUGCAUCAGAGGUACCUUCUGGGUGAUCUGAGGGAAGAAUAAUGCUACACACUCUUUUUCAAGAUCAAAAUAGUAAUAUUGUCAAGAAGGCCUUAGAUGUGCUCUGAAAAAUUGCUCAUUGUGAAUUCUUUCCACCACACUGCAUUAACUCAAUGGCUUUUAGGAACAUAUCAAAAUUAUACGGUGUCAGGUAACAUCUCUGUCUUGUUGCUGCAGAGACCUAUUGUUCACAAAAAACAAACAAACAAACAAACAAACAAACAAAAACAAAACCAGAACAAAUCAACAACAAGAACAAAACAACAAAAAAACAAACCAACCAACCAAAAAAAAACCCACACCAACCCAGAACAAACAAACGAACCUGUCUUGCUAGAGGAAGGAAAAAACUCGAAGAGAAAAAAAAAUGUAUUCUCCUCAAAAUACUGAUCCAUUGUUGUUUUUUUUUUUUGGGUUGAUUGGUUGGUUUUGUUUUACUAGUGUAGUGGCAUAGAUACUAGAGAGGAAAUAAUUAAAUGUUAAUUUAUCACAUUCUUUAGUAAAAAAUAACUGUUACUGUUUAAGAUUUGAACUUUGCUACUUUGAGUAAAUCACAGUUUGUUGGUGUUAUUUUUGAGCAUAAUGAUUUUUGAACUAGUCCCUAACUUAUUUCUGUCUCUUUUGGAGUGAUUGAUGUAUGUUAUGGAGUGGUAUUUGUAUCAGAAUAAGGCAAAGAAAGAAAACAGAAAAAAAAAAAGGUGUUCAUAAUGAGGAUGUCUUGAACUUAGGAGGAGCAUAUGAUGGUGGUACUAAUAUUAGAGGCUCAUCCACACUUCAUAUUACGUUAGAAUGCCUCUGGAGGAUGUUGCAUGUAGAGAGGGUCACCAUCCAAAAGCUACUGAUGAUAUUUCGAUAGAAGGCAGGAUACCUCCUUAGCAUAAAAACCUUUGCAUAUUUUUAUGUACAGUAUUGAUCAUCUUGCCUGUACUUUGAACAUUGCAUUUAAAAAACAUAUGAGAUCAAAAGCAUUUUUAAACAAAAUAUGUUCUCAACUUUACUGCAGAAAUUGCAGGCCUUAUUUAGAUAUUCCCGGGAGGCAAGAAUCGCAUGACAGCAGAAGUUAGUUUUCAGGCAAGUCACUCUGUUUUCUUUGAAGUAAAAAAUAACUGCUUCUUUAAGAUGUCUAAUCACACUUUAUAUGUCACAGAACACAAUGGGCAGUUUUAUCUUGAAGGAAUAAAUCUAGUUGUCUGUUAUGUCAGAGUAAUAGACGUGGACAGGAACAGAGUGGUUUCAAUUCCCAAAGCGCUCCAUUUACUCACAACUCCUGGUUGCUAUUUAACCAUCUAUAUACUCAGCACUACAUGGUAUUUAAACAGGAGCUGCUUAAAACUUGAAGUUAUAAGGGGAAAAAGGAACACACUGUACAUGUAGAGCUGAUAACAUUGCAUCUUAACUGUGUAAUCCAAAUAUGCAGUUACUGUCUCAGGUACAAUGGUGCUAACAUUUCCAGGUCAAAAUAUCUGGAUAAUAAAUAAAAGUUUCAGUUGAAUUUGUUGUACCAAAAUUACCCAAGUUUUUCACUCCUUUUCACUGAUGUUUUGUCCAACUUUCUGGUGUCAGUCUAGUAUCUAAGGUCAGUAGUCACCCUCAAGAGGGAUGGGGUGAGAGGAGCAUUACAAAAUGUUGUUUGUGUCCUGAGUUCUUUGCAUGGAUGAGUAUAGAUAGAGUAGGUGGUGAGCAUUUCGUUCUUCUCAGAUUUGAGUCUGUCUUGGGAUUAUUUUUUUAUGUUUUCAAACACCAUCUCUUUAUCUGAUUUUCCUUCAUUGGUUGCAGCCUAAAGUGUGGCUGUCUUUACCCCUUUGCUAUUAGUUUAGGUUCUAUGAUAGCCUUCUCCAACCACACUUAACAUAAAUGUAUAGUGUUUGUUACUCAUCAACCGGAAAUUUGUUAGAACUUUGACAUAAAUAUUCACAGGCAAUAGUCACUUGACUUUAUAUCAAAGCUAAACUCAGUUCUGGUCAAAACAAGUGUUUAAAUGCUGCACUUUCAAGUUAAUAAAAAACCUGAGGCCUUCUACUGGUGAUGGUAAAUCACUACAUGUAGUGGUAUCACCACCACACUCUUGAUAUAAACUUUGGAACAUAUUCCGUGUAGACACCCUUUACUGUGUAGAUUUUUUUUCAUUUGGGUUGAUUUUGUUUGGUUGGUUGGUUUGGUUGCUUUUUUUUGUUUUGUUUGGUUUUCUGCCUUUUUGUUUGUUUACUUUUUUGUACUUGAUGGGAGAAAGGUUUGUUGGAACCUUGACUGCUGAUUUUCUAGCAGGCAGUUGUAGCCAUUCUACAGUGUAAUUUUUGUUGUGUUUAGCUGAAUGUUCCAAAUCCAGUCACGUCAGGUUCAUUAUCAAUAGCUUAAGAGUAUUUGGGAGAGAAAGACUAAUAAAACUUUAAUCUUUGAAAAAAUGAAAGUGAAGUAUUAUUCAAUGGAGAAUGCCAGAGGGAAACUUCUGAGCAUAUACAUACUCCUGUUCUUUAAAAGAUGCAAGUCUUGACAUUCUACAGCCUCACUCAAUGACCAUUUUUCCUUUUUAAUUUUUCAUUUCAGACAAGUGAGGGAAAGUGAUAUCUCUAGUGAUAUUGUGAAACUAAACAGAUUCAGUGGAACAGUCUGCCUUUUUCAUUUUUUACUUUCCCAGCUCCUAACUGAGAGGAAAACAAACAAACAAACAAACAGGCUUGUCUCUUCCCUUGCUCUAAAAUAAUUUAUUCCAGAUUGUAAUGGGUUGCAUGGGUUUAGGAGGGGCAGGUCCUGUCUGACCAACCUGAUCUCCUUUUAUGAUCAGGUGACUCACCUGGUGGAUGAGGGGAAAGCCGUGGACGUGGUCUAUCUGGACUUCAGCAAGGCCUUUGACACUGUCUCCCAUAAUAUACUCUUGCAAAAGCUGGUAGCCCAUGGCUUGGACAAGUGUACUCUACGCUGGGUUAAGAACUGGCUGGAGGGCCGGGCCCAGAGAGUGCUGGUGAAUGGGGCUGCAUCUAGCUGGCGGCCAGUCACUAGUGGUGUUCCCCAGGGGUCGGUAUUGGGUCCAGUCCUGUUUAACAUCUUUAUUGACGAUUUAGAUGAGGGGAUUGAGACCAUCAUCAGCAAAUUUGCUGAUGACACCAAGUUGGGAGGGAGUGUCGACCUGCUGGAAGGCAGGAGGGCUCUGCAGAGGGAUCUGGAUAGACUGGAAAAAUGGGCUGAUUCCAAUGGGAUGAAGUUCAAUAAGGCCAAGUGCCGGGUGCUGCACUUUGGUCACAACAACCCCCUGCAGCGCUACAGGCUGGGCGCAGAGUGGCUGGAGAGCAGUCAGACAGAGAGGGACCUGGGGGUACUAAUUGACAGGAAGCUCAACAUGAGCCAACAGUGUGCCCAGGUGGCCAAGAAGGCCAACGGUAUCCUGUCCUGUAUCAAAAAUAGCGUGGUCAGCAGGACAAGGGAAGUGAUCCUUCCCCUGUACUCUGCAUUGGUGAGGCCACACCUGGAGUAUUGUGUUCAGUUCUGGGCCUCUCAGUUCAGGAAAGACAUUGAAGUGCUGGAGCGGGUCCAGAGAAGAGCAACACGACUGGUGAAGGGUCUUGAACAUAAGAUCUAUGAGGAGAGGCUGAGGGAGCUGGGCUUGUUUAGUCUGGAGAAGAGGAGGCUUAGAGGUGGCCUCAUCACUCUCUAUAACUACCUGAAGGGAAGUUAUAGCCAGGUGGGGAUUGGUCUCUUCUCCCAGGCAGUUAGCAAUAGGACAAGGGGGCAUGGGCUUAAACUCUACCAGGGGAAAUUUAGGCUGGAUAUUAGAAAGAAAUUCUUUACAGAGAGAGUGGUCAGGCAUUGGAAUGGCCUGCCCAGGGAGGUAGUGGACUCGCUGUCCCUGGAGGUUUUUAAACUGAGAUUGGACAUGGCACUUAGUGCCGUGAUCUAGUAAAUGGACUGGAAUUGGACCAAGGGUUGGACUCGAUGAUCUCUGAGGUCUUUUCCAACCCAGUCGAAUCUGUGAUUCUGUGAUUCUAUAAUAGCAUUUACUUGUAUUUAUGCACAUCCUAACAGCUGUUGCUCAAAAUCCUUCUUCCUAAGAAGCAUAGGGAGCUGAAUGAAAAAAUUUGCUACAGUGGUGGAAAUAUCUAUGACUAAAUAGCUUGAGUUUUGUGGGUUCUUUUGAUGGUAGCCUGUUUAAACCCAUACAUAGCUGUUUACACCACAUCUCAGCAGAGUCUCAUCAUGUGACAGCCUAUAAAAUCUGGAAAGUAGUUCAGCUGAUACCUGGAAGAGCUAUUGAUUAGCUUGGGAGUAACAGGAAAGUCUCAUUUGAUCAGAAACAAUUCAUAAGAUCUUUUCAGGACACUACUUGUAAAGGAAUUUGCUAGGAUUGAGGCUGAAGAAAAAAGUCUAAAGGACAUGUUUACCUUGAAAGUUCAAUCUUUAUAGUGCUCAUCUAUAAAUGUGGAAAACAAACAAAAAUGUUUAGCAAGAAAGCCUUGACUAGUAUUUUCAGCUCUGUUCUAAUGUCUUUGAAAGGAUUUAAACCUUUGGACAAUAUUUACUUUUUUUUUUUUUUUAACAGAGAAUUAUCAGAAAAAUCAAGAAAAGAAGGAUGUAAUUUCACUGUGUAUGUAUUAGUAGGUUUAAAAAUCGUCUUUGAAUUGCCUUUUUGAACUGUUUCCUUAGUGGAUGGUUGUAACAAUUGCAAAUUCUUUCCCCAGUUUCUUUUUCUGACUCAUUAAAAUUCAAUACAUUUUUAAUUAAGUAAACUGACAGUUCUUUAUGUCUUCUGAGCAGAGAGGACAGUAAUUCUUUUAUCUUGAAAAUCUAAGCAUUUGAUGCAUUGAACUAAGACAAUGCUGUAACUUAGGUCAUGUUUGACGGAUUCUGCUUGUUCAAACUUCCAGGUAUGGAUCACUAUAUAGCUAUAAAUGUCUGUACUGCAGUCUUAAAAGCUACAUUUGCUGCUUUUAUUUUCUGUUUCUGUGAUUCAGGUGAUUGUAUAUGAAUUUCUGUUGUUUGUUCCUGUCAUUCUCUGACAAUUAUUGACAACAGACCUAAAGAACUGUUAAACAAACAAACCAUAAUGGUUACUUGUGUGAUUUUUAAUAGUAAAAGGGACUCAUAGUUUUUACAAUGUUUGCAUCAGUAAACUUGAUAGCCAUGUAAUGGUGUUGUCAAGGUAUACUUCAUGCCUGGGAAGCAGAAUUUAUUUGGCAUUUUACAUCUAUGGAGACCUGCCCUUAUAUAACAAAAGUCAGAUAUAAAGUCAGGAGAGUCUUAGCUUCAAAUCAAUCCCAAUGUAGACAUAUUUGCUAAAAUACAAGCAAUACAGGCAAUUGCUUUUUGACCCAGUUUAGAGGUUAGUGGUUCUACUCGGAGACAUUGUUCUAAGCAAAGAAGGUUUGUAGAAUCAGUUUCUUAAACUCCUUUUUUGCAAAUUUGUGGAUAGACAGUAAUGCUGAGUAAAUAUUUUUCCUGCUCCCUGAUUUUUCUUAGUUUUUUUUGAUGCAUCUGUUAAUGAUGCUGAAAAUACCCCAGAGAGUUAAAAGAAAUAAUUAUUUGAAGUAAUUAAUGAUAUUUUGAAGAAUUAAGUGCCUUAAGAACAGUAAACUAUAUGAUAAAAUGAGAUUUUUAUUUACUGCAUCUACCAAACUGACAAUCAAUAUAUGGAAGGUUUUGAUGUAUGCUGUAUUUUUUGCCUUUUAUACCUGCCCUGGAGAGUUUUCAAGUGUUGUGGGAGGAAGGCACAUAAAUUACAUCAAUAAAUAGACUAUUUGCAGUGUGGUGGGUUUUUUUUUCACAGUACUCUAAAAAUUCUCUAUUCUUUAUUUGCUCCUGGCCAAGUAUGAAAGCAAUGAUAGUCCUCAAUAGGAGGCAUUAGUGGGAGGUCACAACAAUAUUUACCAUAAAUAUCUGUAUGGCCUCAAUAUGAUAUAAUUUUUCACAUAUAGUUUUGAAAGACAGAAUCACAUUGCAGAGGUGUCUCCAAACUUCUGAAGUUAUGUGAGGUUUAAGAGGAGAGCUCCUAGCUGAACUCUGUAACAGUAUGUCUCCUAUGCCUCCCUCACACAAUGAUUUUAUUGAGGGAAUUGCCCCUUAAAGUGGCUAUGUGUUGAAUAUUAUUCAUUGUCAACUAUUAAUGAAGUGGUUAUUUAGAAAAGAAGCCCUGGAUUAAGCUUUAACAAUGUAUAAAUCCUACUUACACAUCUUUCUGUAAAAGUCAAUGAAUGGCCUAAAGGAUCAACAGAGACUGUUUGCUGUAUCUAAAGGACAUCAUUCAUUCAGCACAAAUUAAUCUUUCAUAAAACCUCAAAUUCUGAUGACUGAAUAUCUUUAUCUCAUAAAACUGACUGCAAAGUUAGGUAGAACUUCCCAAAUUAAUAUCAGAACGCAGAGGGCCUAAGAGAUACACUCCGAAGGUAAAAUAUUCAGUUCAUCACUGUUCAGAAUUUGAUCUUAAUCAGUAAUAAUUAAUAGCCAACAUUAGUUUUUAGAUGAAUAGUGCUAAAUAAUUUGCACUAUUUCCUGUAUAUACAGUAGUUCCAAGAUAUAAUAUCUGAAUAAGGAUUGUAAACAAUACCCACACCAAUAAAGCUUGUCUUUGAGA